CUUUCUCUCUCCUCUUUUGCUUUUCCGCCUCCCAUAGCAUCUUAUUUUUUUUAUUCCACCUAAAAAGUAGAUAAUUAAAUUGACUGUAACAUGAGAGAGAAAGAGAGGGACAGAGAGAUCCCAUCUAGCAUAUAUCAGUCCAUGUUGUUUAGGGUUGGAACCUUAUAAUUAAGAAGGGUACCCUUUCUCUCGGGUUUUCUCCUAAUUCAAACACUAAUAUAUACUUCAUCCCACCUUAGCUUUAACUGUUUCCACACUGAGUCAAACUUAGAAUUGAAGAAAGAAACAGCUUAGUUAAGCUGUUAGAAAAGAUGGAUGAUGGAGAAAUUUCAAAUGCUUUCCCUCCCCAGAACCCAUCAACUGCUUCAUCUAACAAUCCUCCAGUUUUGAAAAGAAAGAGAAACCUCCCUGGAAACCCAGAUCCUGAAGCUGAAGUCAUAGCCUUAUCACCAAAGACUCUGAUGGCUACCAACAGGUUCGUGUGUGAAAUUUGUCUGAAGGGUUUCCAAAGGGACCAAAAUCUUCAACUCCAUAGACGAGGGCAUAACCUUCCUUGGAAGCUGAAGCAAAGGACAAGCAAAGAAGUGAGGAAGAGAGUUUAUGUGUGUCCAGAGAAGACAUGUGUUCACCACCAUCCUUCAAGGGCUCUUGGAGACUUAACUGGGAUUAAAAAACACUUUUGCAGAAAGCACGGGGAGAAGAAGUGGAAGUGUGAGAAGUGCUCAAAGCGUUAUGCUGUGCAAUCAGAUUGGAAAGCACACUCAAAGACCUGUGGCACCAGAGAAUACAAAUGUGACUGUGGGACUAUCUUUUCACGGAGGGAUAGCUUCAUCACUCACAGGGCCUUCUGCGAUGCCUUGGCAGAAGAAACAGCAAGGGUGAACGCAGCUUCAAACAUGAGCAGCUACAGCAUCAUGCAAAACUCCCUUGGUCCUAACAUGGCAACCCACUUUUCAUCAAUUUUCAAGGCAAUUUCAUGUACUGAGGAACCAAGUAAUCAAACAUCCAAUAAGGGGCUAUCUCUUUGGAUGACUCAAACGUCAUCUCAGGCUCAUGAGACAAUGGCUAAUAACAAUUUGCAUGAAUUUCAUCAACUUGGGUCUGCUACAAGCUCAACAGCAAUUUAUUGUAGUGGUGGGAAUCCACUUGUUUCUUCAUGCUCAAAUCCACCACCCUCUAAUUAUCAGCUAAAUUGGGUGCAGUUUGGAAGUAAACUAUCUUCUAAUGGAAGUGAUCAAGAGCUAACAAGCACUGUUUCACUUCCUCUAGUGAAUAAUAUUGUUAAGGAUAAUCCAAACCAGCUUAUAAGUGUUCCUUCCUUGUAUAGCUCCCAACACCAAUCCCAUCAAACAACAUCAGCAAACAUGUCAGCCACAGCUUUGCUGCAAAAAGCUGCUCAAAUUGGGACAACUUCAUCGGACCCAUCAUUAUUCCUUGGGAGCUUAGGUUUGAAAUGCAAUACUCCAGGACAAGAUGGGAACAAAUUUUGUGCCAUGUACGGUUCAAGUUCAGUACUCACAAGUCAUGGUACUGAGGCAGAGAAUAAUUAUUCAGGUGAUUUGUCACAAAUGCCCCCUACAAAACGACGGCACGUACAGAAUACUGAAGAGACUGCAUGGGGACAAACUAGGGAUUUUCUUGGUGUUGGUGUUGCGAAUCAUUUGCCACCCUACAUCAAUCAACGGAUGGAUUUGUUUUGAUCAUCGUGUAUUCAAAUGUUAAGUUUUAGUUUCUUUUUUUUUUAGUUUCUUUAUUUCUCAAUAAAAUGAAAAAUAUGACAAUAAACGAGAAUGGUGGAUGAGGUUGGUUGGAAUUAGUAGCUAGUUUAAGAGAAUAGAAAUAAAUACAUAAAUAAAUAUGAAUAUCUUGAUUAAAACUUUGGAGGGAGGAAAAGGUGGGAAUUGAGUGCUUAAUGAAGGCUGAAAAGUUGUUGUUAUAAAACUAUUGAAGGGGUGAAAGAAGAGAGAUCCAUGCAUAUUCUUUUGAAUCCUGAAAGCUGACUCCUUUUAAAAAUAUGGUGGCUUUAAUUUUUGAUAAAGGGGAGGGAGGGUUUGUGGAGUAGUGGGGGCAAAGGAUAGGACCGCUUUUGGACUCCAUUAUUGAUCAGUUUCAUCUCUGCUGUGGUUGUUGCCUGUCAAACUAGACUCAAAAGAGAGAAUUUCCAAUGACCCAAAAAAGCUUCAUUCUAUAGUACAAAUAGGCUUUUAGCCUGUUCAGUAUAAAAUAAACUGAUGUACCCUUUCAUUC
This is a messenger RNA of Abrus precatorius (Indian licorice), 2247 nucleotides long. RefSeq names its product zinc finger protein MAGPIE-like. Gene Ontology annotation, cellular component: nucleus. Lineage: Eukaryota; Viridiplantae; Streptophyta; Magnoliopsida; Fabales; Fabaceae. The transcript is spliced from 3 exons. Gene Ontology annotation, molecular function: DNA-binding transcription factor activity. The record is from RefSeq and is a predicted model, not a curated record. Bases 312 to 1700 code for a protein of 462 amino acids.